Aspergillus campestris IBT 28561 is the source of this 1470-nucleotide messenger RNA. Its product is annotated as chitin deacetylase. The transcript has 3 exons. Bases 278 to 1159 code for a protein of 293 amino acids. The record is from RefSeq and is a predicted model, not a curated record. Gene Ontology annotation, biological process: carbohydrate metabolic process. Lineage: Eukaryota; Fungi; Ascomycota; Eurotiomycetes; Eurotiales; Aspergillaceae. Gene Ontology annotation, molecular function: hydrolase activity, acting on carbon-nitrogen (but not peptide) bonds.
GCUAGAUGGUAGCUAAAUGAUAGACCGCGUGUGUCAGUUAGGGCUUGAAACGUGUACGACCUCCUAAAAUCUACUUCGAUACAGAAGGAAGGACUGGAAUUAACAACAUCGAUCUUUCCUCUUCCCUCCUAUCCUAUCUAGAAUAUAAAAUAGAAGCUCUACUCCAGACAUCAUGAAGCCUCUCAACCCAACACACUCUUUACCCUCACACUCUUUAACUUAAUAUACCAACAUCCUUACCCACAGUCUUUACCAUCCUUAACAGGAACAAACCACAAUGUUCACUCAUUUCAAACCCAUCACCCUGGCGGUCUCCCUCCUCACAACCCUAACAACAGCCUACUGCAUCCCCAUCAACUCCGGCAGCACCAUCCACACCAAGAUUUUCCCCACCCCCAGCAGCACCGUCCACCCCAGCACCAACGUCCGCCCCAGCACCAUCGUCCGCCCAAGCACCGUCCCCACCACCAGCGGCACUGUCCGCCCCAGCUCAGCCCCCACCACCAGCAGCUCCGUGCCCUACGGCGUCAUGAUCCAGAAGUGCACCCAGCCGGGCGUCGUCGCCCUCACCUUCGACGACGGGCCCUUCACCUACACGCCCGCGCUGCUCGACGUCCUCGCCGAGUUCAAUGCGCACGCUACCUUCUUCGUUAACGGAGAGGGUACGAACUUUGUGUAUGCCGACUACGCGGCGGUCAUGAAGCGUAUCGUGGAUGAGGGACAUCAGAUUGGUUCUCAUACCUUCUCCCACGCCCACCUCACCUGGAUAUCCCCCGACGCCGUAACCGAAGAAAUGACCACCCUCGAAUCCACCUUCCAGACCAACAUCGGCCGCAUCCCAACCUACAUGCGCCCGCCCUUCCUCGAAGUCGACGACAGCGUGCUGUCCACCCUGACGGGCCUGGGCUACCACGUCAUCGGCACGGACCUCGACACCAAGGACUACGCGAAUACCAGCCCGAGCACGAUCCACAACAGUGUGGAGUAUUUUCGCCAGGGCCUGGACGCGGGCGGGUCGAUUGUGCUGGCGCAUGAUGUGCAUGAGCAGACGGUUGAGGUGUUGGCUAGGGAGAUGUUGACGAUGAUUCAAGAGAGGGGGUUGACUGCUGUCCCUGUUGGUGAGUGCCUGGGUGAUCCGGAGGGGUCGUGGUAUAAAUAGAUGCGGGAUAGAUGUGUUGAUUGGGUUCGUGUGUAGGUGAGGUACCUUUGAUAGGUACCUCUAUUGUUACAUUAUUCUUCUUCUUCCUGGAACCUUUAUAUAUUCUUAUUGCAUUACUUUGAAGUCACCCCUUCUGCUUCUGUUCCUUCAUUAACAACUGAGAUGUAAUUAACAGAUCCUCGCCAGAGGACAGUAGCAAUACAGUAUACACGAAUGGUAAAAUCAAUCAAUCAUCAUACACACCUGUCAUAGCCUUCCUUUCCUUCUUUUUCCUUUCUUUCCGUUCCCCUUCCUCCCAUGUCCGAACCUCU